Ceutorhynchus assimilis (cabbage seed weevil) is the source of this 6422-nucleotide messenger RNA. NCBI's taxonomy places the organism in Eukaryota, Metazoa, Arthropoda, Insecta, Coleoptera, Curculionidae. The record is from the annotation of a GenBank genome assembly.
UAUAUUUCUUCGACGAUAUUUAUAUGAGAUCAUUGCGGUUGAGUAAGUUGAGACGUGAGAGUAAAAGAAAAUUGAUAAAAGAAAAUAAAAUAAGUGUAAGAAUCUGAAUCGAUUCUUCACAAUGAAGGUCGCUUUCCUCCUAGCGGCUGUGCUAACUGUAACCACUUGUUCGCCAAACGGUUACUAUCAUCAAGAGUACAACUACAAAACCUCAUCUCAAUCGUUCAGAAACAACGAGUUGCAACACAAAACUGACGACCAAGGCUACUACAAAAAGGAUGGUGAUUUGGAAGGGCGCGUAAAGCCAAAAGUCAGCUCAAACAGCGAACAUUCCGAAUAUAUCAAUCCGAAAUUGCAAUAUGGAAGUGGUGCAAGUGCUGCAUAUUAUGAUGCUGACGCAGACACAGCCUCACAAGGCAAUAUGCUAGCAAACAGCUACGGAAGCAACUAUGGAGCUGGUGGUUACCAUUCUGGUUACAAUUCCGAAGGACUAGCCUCAUCCGAUUACAUUGGUGGUGCAAUGAGCUCAGGUUCCCAAAGUGUGAACCUCAGAAAUAUUGCAUCUCGUCUUCAAAGCGACUUGGGAGUUGAACUUCAAUCCGCUCUAGUAAGACCUUCUUACCAAACCAAUAUAGCUGAGCUUGAAGCUGAGCUACACAGAAAUUUAACCAGCAGGUUGAAUGAAAUAUUACAAGAACGUUACGGUAGUCAAACCAUUAGGUCCGGACAUUCGUACUCGAUAAGUGGCGGUCGAGUUCAGGCAGCUCCAAAUUACGAACAAAGCGAUCUUGACUUGAUACAAAGACAAGUCGAGAAUACUUUAUUGCAAGAAUUACGUCAGCAGUAUAAUAGAAACUCUCAGUCGAGCCAUAGUCAGCAAAGUAUUCACGAGCAAAGCAAUUAUGAUCGUUAUGUGUCUACAACUACUUACAGACCUAGUACUUAUACAUACUCACCUAAUAAUUAUGAUCGUUAUGCAGCUACAACUACCUACAGGCCAACAAGUUAUAGGCCCAUAUAUCCCAAUAUUAAUCAAGUUGAUAAUCAAGACAAAUAUCCCGCAUAUCCUGGAGGAACUAAAAGCUCCUAUUAUUCACAAUCGAACACUAACAGAGUAACUUAUUCUCAAGCUCCUCACGCAAUUUCCAUCACCAAUAUCGCCUCGACAGUCCAAAACAACCUCAACAACCAACUGAACAGAAUUUUGGAACAAGCCCAAACCCGCUAUUUCAACGAAAACUCGGGAUUCAGCGUACACAACACAGCACCGAUUUUGGACAAUUUAAAACAAGAACUCAGACAAAAUUUGACUUACACUUUGGAUGAGGAGCUGAGAAGACAGUUUGGUACUCAGUAUCAACGAGAUGGUUACAUGUUCACUUCAGGAACUGGCGGAGAACUUGCCAAUCAAUAUAAUUAUAAUGUAGCUGAUUUGGAAAAUCUUAGACGACAAGUCGAGGAGAAUUUAAUUACCAAAUUGACAAGAGAUUUUGAAGCAGCAAGACAACACUGGAUAACAAGACAACAAACCUCAUCCCAUUCUCAACAAACCUACUACGGCCAAUCACAAAACAAUGAACAUCACUUAGGCUAUGGCACUUCCGGCAAUAUAAGAUACUCCACCCCCAGGUAUCCUGAAGACGAAGUCCCUAGAUACUCUACACCAAGAUAUCCAAUUGACGAAGAAGGUCCCAGGUAUCCAGCUGUAGAUGACUAUCAUCGUCCAACAGCAGCAUCGAUAGUGCCUCUUAUUAGUUCAGGCAUCAAAAACAAUCAUUACCAAGCGGUUGCCGGAAGCCACGUUAGCGGUUACGAAACCUCUGGCGCUGGAGGUGUUGGAGUUGACAGUAGCAACUUCGCCAGGUUACAGCAACAAAUGCAAGCUGACCUCAGUAGACAGCUUCAAGCUGCUCUAACCCAAACCACAUCCUCUUAUAGAGCCAGUGGCCAUACAAGUACUUCUGGAGGGCGAGCCGCAUUUGACCAAGCCUACAACCAGCUUUUCGAUGAGCUACAAAGAAAUUUAACGCAGCAGCUUCAAAGUUACCAAUCGGGCUCAAGCAGUAGCGGUUACUCAUCAUCUUACAGUGGUAUCAAUGAGAGCCAAUUAGCUCAGCUACGUUCUCAGCUUCAAAAUAGCUUGGCUUCACAGCUACAACAAGGCUUACAGCAAUCGUUUAGUGCUUCGGCCUCUUAUAGUGCUAGCAGUUCUGGAUCUGGAUCUUAUGGUAGCAGUGGAUAUAGACCAGUUAGAGGUUCUGAUGCGUACCAAUACGGUCAAUACAAAUCAGGUGGAAAUUACUACGGAGGAGAAGAUUGCCAAGGAGAUGAUCCUUUAACUCCAACGCAUCAGUAUCAUAGAGUUAGAAGGAGCUACGGAGGAGGUUAUCGUAGUAGACCAUUAGGUUUAUCAACCUACUCUGGAUCAGGUUAUAGUGCUGGAGGCACCUAUGGUGGACAUUAUCAAACUACUGGUUCUACUUUGGGUCAAGAAGUUGAUGAUUCUGACACACUAGUUCAAAGUAACCAACACUUGGGUCAGGAAAUAGAUGAUUCUGAACAAGUUGUUGAUGCGGGCCUUACUUACGGCAAACAAAUUGGCCAGAAAGUUGAUGAUUCAGAUGAUACGCAGCAAGUGGAAGUAGAUAAUGGAUUUUCUUCUAUAAAUUUGGGAAGUAAUUUGCAAGGUGGAUAUCAAAAACCAUCAUCUGGAUACUCUCAUCAUUUUGGAGUGGGAUCGCAGAAACCCAAAAACUAUGGCACUCAAUUAGGACAAGAAGUAGAUGAUUCUGACACUUUCUCUAGCGGAUAUCAAAAACCAUCUGGAUACUCAUCUCAUCAUUUUGAAGUGGGAUCUCAGAAACCCAAAAACUAUGGCACUCAAUUGGGACAAGAAGUAGAUGAUUCUGACACUUUCUCUGGUGGAUAUCAAAAACCAUUAUCUGGAUACUCAUCUCAUCAUUUUGAAGUGGGAUCUCAGAAACCCAAAACCUAUGACACGCAAUUGGGACAAGAAGUAGAUGAUUCUGACACUUUGUUAGGCGGAUAUCAUAAACCAUCUGGUUUCUCGCAUGAAAGCCAUUUCGAAGUGGGAUUACAAAAACCAACAAACUCUUAUGGAUCACAAAUAGGUCAAGAAGGUACACAUUUUCAUUAUGGUUCAAACUCAGGCAGGUAUUCUACAGAAUCGCAUUAUACUCCACAAUCGAAUCAAAAACCUGUAUAUCAAUUUGGGUAUCAAAAACCAGCUUAUGCAACCACACAAAGUAAUUCUUAUGGAACACACCAACUAGGACAAGAAGUAGAUAAUUCUGACGAUACUCAACAACAAGUAGAAGAUACUGAUUUUGGACAAUUAAAUGUACAAGUGCCUUCUAGUACUACUAAAUACUCAUUUGGAUUAGAUGGUGCUCAAUAUGUUCAAACCAAUCAAAAACCAACACCUAAAAAUGUAUAUGAAAUUGAUUUGGAUGAUACUCAGCAAAUAGAAGAAGUUGGCUCCAGUAGCGUUGCUCCAGUGCAACCAGCUUUGGUGUCAAAACCGAUUGUAAACAGAAAGCCUCUAUACUCAGAAACACUAUCAGGCGCUAGCGGUUAUCAACCAAAACAUAAAUAUGGUUCACAAUUAGGCCAAGAAGAAGACACUGAUGACACACAACAGGUUGAAGUGGAUCGUGGUUUUGGAUUCAAUAACCAACACCAACAGAGUGAAUUUGAAACCUUAAAUCAAGUGUCUCAAUCUACAACCCCAAAAGAGUUUGUCGGUGUUAAUUUCAGACCACAAAUUGAUGGAGGAUUUCAUUCAACUCAAUUUGGACAAGAAGUUGACGAUACAGAUACAAUGCAAGUUCCAGAAUCUUGGGCAGUUUCUACUAAAACAACAACCAAGAACCCUUUAGUGCUUCAAUACGGAACUCCAAAUGUUUUGCCUGAUAGUGAGACUGUCAAGCCGCUUCAAUUGCCGACACUUAAAACUCCAACAUAUACUUAUCAUUUCUCAAGACCAACUACUGCAUCAACUCUGAAUGUUAUGCCGGAAAAUGAAAACACGAAACCACUUUUUGGUAGUGAAUUGGUAACACCUAAAACCACAACUUAUCGAUACUAUUAUUCCACCACCACUAAAAGUCCUUCAGUGGUUCAGUAUGGAACACAAAAUGAAUUCGGAAGAGGUGAUUUAUCGCCACCCUAUCAAAGCCCUUCUACUCAAGUAUAUCCAGAAUAUCCUCAAGUAGGUUUAUCUGAGCCAACUGAUUCAGUAAUAAGUAGAAGACCAUUCGAUAAUCCGCCAUCACCAAGACCAGAGUUCACUCCUCAAACUUACGUACCGCCUCCAAGACCAGGAAGUCAAUAUACUGGUGUCCAACCACCACAGCCCCACUCACAUUAUGAUUAUCCUAGACAACCACCAAGGCCUCUAUUUGGUGGCUUGCCUAAUCCAAGCUCCAGUGAAUAUCCAGGAAUGGCUAUAGAUGUUUCUUUUUCACCACCUCCGGUUGAAGUUCCACCAAUAAAACUCAAAGAAGUUACUACCGAAUUACAAACAGAAUUCCUCAAAGAAAUUGAAAAUAUUGUCAAAAAUGACUUGCCUAGUUCGAAUACUCCCAAGCAACUUUACCAGGAAAGUUUAAAAACGUUACAAGAAAAUAUAACCAUCCAAUGCCAAAAGCUGUUAACAGAUACUAGAUACACUAAUUUGCAUAUUUACCAAGAAGACGUUGUGAUUCUUGAAAAAUAUUUGCAAUAUCAGUUGACCCGUAAGUUAAACGAGAAGUUUACUACUUAUCUGAGAUAUCCCAUUGACUCUCAGCUAACAGGGCUUAACACUUAUGGCAGAAAUUAUGGACAAAAACCUCAAACAUCUUCAUUUUUGGAUACAGAAAUCCAACACAAUAAUCAGUAUUAUCCAUUGGCACAAAAUACGCCAACAACCACCACAACUUUACCAGCACCACAAUCAUCAGUUUUUCAACAAUUACCAACAAUACCAACAGAUAAUGACAAUUUAAAUGCAGCUGAAAGAGAGGCAGAUUUGCUGAUUCAACGUAUAAGAAAUACUAUCCAAAACAGAAAAAAUUCUUCAGUCGUUAAUCAAUACGAUUCAACUAUAGUGCAUCAGCCACAAUAUAAAAUAAUACAAGUAAAAUUGGAGAAUUUAACAAGCAAACAAGUACAAAUUAUUGAAGAUGGUUUAGAAAAUUUGUACGAGUUUGUUAACGUAGCUGUUCAAAAUCAAUAUGAAAAAACCCAAACAGUGUCUAUAGGAAAAAAUUCGCUCUACCAACAAUCACUUGAAACAUUGGAAAAAGAUGUAAAGAUAUUUUUAUCAGAUUGUAUUAAAGGCAACAAUAUUGAUAGUUUGAAGAAAUACAACUUAGAUAAAUAUUCCAGUAUAAUUACCAAUGAAUUUGAUGCAGCUAAAAUACCAGAUUUGCAAAAGUAUUUAGAAAUUAAACUCAUUAAAAAAUUAAGAGCCCAAUUAAAGACAGUCUACAAUAUACAAACAGAAGAAGAAAAUGUUGAAUUUAUUUCACAGCCAACUGUCCAAAGAGUAGUAGUCAAGCUUGAUAAACUCACUCCUACUCAGUACAAAAUUAUAAAUCAAAUUGAAGAAGAAAUUGGCCAGCAAAUAGAAGCUUCUAUUCAAACUCAAAUCGAAUCUUUAAGACAAAGUCAGGUUUCCAGCUAUUAUUAUCAACAAGAGCUGAACGAACUAAAAAUUGGGCUUGAAAAUAACAUCACAGAAACGGUACAAAAACUAUGCGAACCAGGUUUUGCACAAUAUUCUCAACUUGUUUCAGACAAUUUCGAUGGGAGCAAAAUAAAAGAUGUAGAAAAAUAUUUGCAAAUCAAGCUGGUUAAUAAACUGACAGAAAGUAUAGCUUAUUAUUCUAGUGAGCAAUCCAUUUCCGGUUCUCAUCAUAUUAGUUAUUCCAGCAGUAGUUCAUCACAUCAUCAUUAUAGUGGAGGAUACAAUUUUGGACAAAAUAAGCCCGAUGGAGAGCCUUUGAAAAGAGAAGAAAACUCUUAUCAGUCAGCAACUCCCCAACUUGCGAAUAAAGCAAUAAAAGGAGGUGGCUCUCAAUAUAUUGAACCAGAGGCUGAAGUUGUGGUGCCGGAAAGUUCCAGUUUGGUACCUGAUGUUGAUACAGAAGCUACAACGCCUAAACCAGGCUGGUGGCAAAAUUUUUCGAGUAAAGUUAAAUCUGGUGCCAAUAAAUUGAAAGACAAAAUUGUUGGGAAUGCUUAGAUGCAGCAGAAGCCAAAUUUAUAGUUAAUGUAAUACCUACCCUCUAUGUUUUUUUUUUAUAUAAAAAUUUGAAAUGUUAAAAUAAUGUAAAUAAAACCCUUUAUAUUUAUUUGAAGUAAAUGUGUCUUUUUUAUCUAGCUUGAUAGAUUUGUUAAUUGUUACCACCCCCUUG